CUACAAUUUACAAUCACAGUCACUCAGACUCAGUCACUCCUCUUUUCGACUUGAAUUGAAGGAACCAAUUCUCCUCUUAUUCUGGCUUUCUCUAUCUUCAACAUCCUCUUCCCCACAUCUCACUUUCAAGAAAUUGUUUUCUUAAUUGGUUGAAGCUCCAACAUGAGUAGAUUAAGGAGAUUCGAGAUUGUCGAACACCAACCCUCUCCCUCCUAUUUCCUCAAACAAACCUCCAUUUUCGACUCACCAAGAGCUCUCAGACUAAACAAAUGGUUCCCCAUUGUCGAACAGGAGCUCGACCUCCUCGCCUUUGCUCCCACUCCUCCACUCCUGCUCCACGAUUUCGAAGCCGUCGCCGAUCUGAUCCAGAUCCACCGCACCUCCCGCUUCCCCGACCCCUACCUGCAGACGCUCAGCGACCGCGUCUCCGCUCUGGAGCUCGGCCUCGACCGGUUGGCCAAGGAGGAGGAGAGGGAGAGGGAUAGCAAGUACUCGUGGACGGCGGAGAUAAAGAGCCCCGACGAUGGCCGGAAGUACAAGUGGACGGCCGAGAAGAAGGGGCUUGCGAGGAGUUACAAGGUGACGGCUGAGAUCAAGAAGAAGGGCGCGGUUGAGCAGACCUAUACGUUCAAGGUGUCCAGUGGGGACAGUCAAUCUGUGGUGGGGAAGACAGAGAAGAAGAAGAAGUGCGAGAAAGUGAAGGAGAAGGGCAAAAAAUCAGUUGUUUCCCGCAUCGUUGAGGUUGAAGAACCUUCUUAUCAUGGUGGCAUUGUACUGAGGCAGGCUUUUUCCAAGACAGUGGAUAAGAGAAGGGGGAAGAGGAAGGAGUUGUCUCCCCAAGAGGCAGCAACUCUUAUUCAGAAGAGUUUCAGGGCAUAUCUUAUCCAAAGGUCGCAGUCUCUACGCGCACUUCGUGAGCUGGCCAUUGCCAAGACAAAGUUGAAGGAGAUUAGGUCUUUGUUUAACAACUUCUCUUACCGCCGUCGUCUAGCGCGCAAUGCGGAAGAACUUCAGAGGUUCUCUGAAAAGAUCAUUGUUUUGCUUCUCACAGUUGACGCUAUUGAGGGUGGUGAUAUAAUGGUUCGAGCUGCAAAAAAGUCUAUGGUGGAUGAGCUGGAAGCAAUGCUUGAUGUUGUGGACCCUCAACCUUCUGGAAAAUCUUCAUCCAUGAAGAGAAGAACGUUCGAUAUGCCUGAUGGGGCAAUCAACAAGGAGCUUGCUGCAGGUGUCGCGCAGGUUGUUCGAAUGCUGGAUGAAGAGGCUGCUAGUUCUGAAGCUUUUGAAGCAUGCUUGUAAGUUGUAACUCCACUUUGAUGUGUUGAGAGUUGUGUUUUGGGCUGAAUGUAUGUUAGUUUUAUCCAGGCAAAAUGACACUAGCUUGAUAGGCCUUGGAUUUCCCUUUGGAAGAAAUGUUCUUGACUACCAAUGGUUGUAUGGUUUGAAUUUUAAUUAUGUUAUUUGUCUGCUUUCGGAUUC
Molecule: messenger RNA, 1476 nt
Organism: Salvia miltiorrhiza (redroot sage)
Lineage: Eukaryota; Viridiplantae; Streptophyta; Magnoliopsida; Lamiales; Lamiaceae
Product: BAG family molecular chaperone regulator 7-like
Exons: 3
Coding region: 163-1296 (377 amino acids)
Biological process (GO): protein folding
Cellular component (GO): plasmodesma
Molecular function (GO): protein-folding chaperone binding
Source: RefSeq, a predicted model, not a curated record